UUCAAAUAAUCAACUUGAUUUCUAUUGAUUGUUGCUAUGGAAUUGGAUGUUUUUUCUUGAUCAACUUGAGACAAAGUCAAAUUGUAAUCUUUUAGGGAAAACAUCAACACAAUUAAAUUGUAACAAUUAGAAUCAACAAUGUCCAAGGUGAAAUUAUUUUCCUACUGGAGAAGCUCAUGUUCCUAUCGGGUGAGAAUUGCUCUUAAUUUGAAAGCAAUUCCUCAUGAAUAUGUGACAAUUAACUUGGUAAAAGAUGGAGGUGAACAAAAGAAAGAUCAUUUCCUGAAGAUUAACCCGUUUGGUUUCAUUCCAUCAUUGGAGGUUAAUGGUGACAACAAUCAAAAUCAAAUAUUUGAAUCAUUGGCGAUAAUUGAUUAUUUAGAAAACAUUAAUCCAGAGCCAUCAUUGUAUCCAAAAGAUUUAAUUGAUCGAGCAAAUGCCAUUGCAAUCACCGAAUCAAUUAAUUCAGGAAUUCAACCCUUACAGAAUCUAUUUGUUCUGGCAGAGAUUGAAAAUCUUGGCGGAAAUAAAGACCAAUGGGCUAAACAAUUAAUCACCAAGAAAUUUAAAUCAUUGGAAAAUAUAAUGACCAAAACUGCGGGCAAAUAUUGUAUUGGUGAUACAAUUACAAUCGCUGAUGUUUUCUUGGUUCCUCAGGUUUACAAUGCUUAUCGUUAUGGUGUCGAUAUGAGUCAAUAUCCAACAAUCGAACGGGUUAAUAAAUUGUUGGAGGAACACGAAGCUUUCAAGGCCGCUCAUCCAUCCGUUCAACCCGAUGCACCAAAACAAUAGAUGGAUAACUGAUCACGAAUUGUGAAAAUUUUGGAUUGACAUUUAUGUUAAAAUUGAAAUCAUUAAAGUUCAUCUAAACUUUAAACACGA
This is a messenger RNA of Panonychus citri (citrus red mite), 882 nucleotides long. Its product is annotated as maleylacetoacetate isomerase-like. NCBI's taxonomy places the organism in Eukaryota, Metazoa, Arthropoda, Arachnida, Trombidiformes, Tetranychidae. Gene Ontology annotation, biological process: glutathione metabolic process; L-phenylalanine catabolic process. The record is from RefSeq and is a predicted model, not a curated record. Gene Ontology annotation, cellular component: mitochondrion; cytoplasm. Gene Ontology annotation, molecular function: maleylacetoacetate isomerase activity; glutathione transferase activity.